Messenger RNA from Leptopilina heterotoma, 703 nucleotides. RefSeq names its product U6 snRNA-associated Sm-like protein LSm7 (gene LSm7). Gene Ontology annotation, molecular function: RNA binding. The coding region runs from base 134 to 475 and encodes 113 amino acids. Gene Ontology annotation, cellular component: Lsm1-7-Pat1 complex; spliceosomal tri-snRNP complex; U12-type spliceosomal complex. The transcript has 4 exons. Gene Ontology annotation, biological process: nuclear-transcribed mRNA catabolic process; mRNA splicing, via spliceosome. Lineage: Eukaryota; Metazoa; Arthropoda; Insecta; Hymenoptera; Figitidae. The record is from RefSeq and is a predicted model, not a curated record.
GUAACAACUGCGAAACAAAUGUAUAUUGAAUUCUGUACUUUAACGUUCAAACGGUUCUGAACGGUUCAAACGACAAGAUUGUGCGUGUCAAAAAUCGUGAAAAUUUAAUUAAAAUCUUUAUAAUAUCGUCACAAUGUCUACACCGAAACAGCAAUUGAAUGCUCAUGGAGAUCACAAAGAAAAGAAGAGGAAAGAAAGUAUUUUAGAUCUCUCGAAAUAUCUUGAGAAAAAUAUCAGAGUGAAAUUUGCCGGUGGAAGGGAAGCGGCAGGAAUUCUUAAAGGUUACGAUCCACUCUUGAACUUGGUACUCGACAACACAAUAGAAUAUCUUAGAGAUCACGAUGACCCGUACAAGUUAAAUCAAGACACACGACCACUUGGUUUAGUCGUAUGUAGAGGCACAUCAGUUGUCCUGAUUUGUCCCGUCGAUGGAAUGGAAUCUAUACAAAAUCCUUUCAUCCAACAAGAAGGAUAAUUAAACUAGUCAUCUAGAAUUAAUUAUAACUUUUUUUUUGACAAUCUUUUUUACAUUAUAAGAAUUUUUCAAAUAUUCGAAUCCGAAACGAUAUGGAAAAUUUAAUUUCACCUUAAACAUUUGAUAUUUUCUAUAAACAAAUUACAAGUAAAAUAAAUUUCAACGUAAAUCAUUCGUAAUUUUAUCUGUACAUUUAUUUUCAAUAAAUAUGACUUGUAGUUUUAAAAA